CCAAAGACGUCUUGGGGUUCCGAGCAGUUCAAAUGAACGAGACCGAUCAAGCUAAAGCAUGCUUCAACUUUACCGUUGGUGACUCAGAGAUGAAAGAGUUUUUUUCGCCGAAUUAUCCACGAAAAUAUCCAAAUAACACUGUCUGUAUCAAGGAAAUAACAGCUCCAUACGGCUAUUGUAUAGAGUUAGACUUCCGAGACACUUUCCACUUAGAAGAGGCCAACAAGUGUCAAUACGACUUUCUAGAAAUUAGAGACGGCCCCUACGGGUAUUCUGACCUCAUCGGACGAUUCUGUGGAGCAAGCUUUCCACCAUUGCUCCGUUCGAGUGACCGCCACUUGUGGUUGAAGUUUUCAUCAGACGAUAGCAUAGAGUAUUUGGGUUUCAGAGCCGUGUACAAGUUUGUUUCCAUUAAAGAUUUUGUUCGACCUCCCACAGAAGAAUGUAUUUUCUACAAAGGAGGAUCCGAUGGACUCAUUAGUAACAACGACAUAACAGAAAGCAUGUUCAAUUAUUCCUUAAAAUGGGACGUGCCUUUAGACUGCACCUGGGUUAUCGAAGUGUAUCCGGGUUGGAAGACACCUCUUGGUAAAUUCUUGGCUUGGUUGCCGGUUGAGCCUCGUCUUAGAAAGGUGAUGAUUUUGGGAUGCAUCUUUGGUGUGAGGAAUGCUCUGUGUAAAAUUUGUGCUCACAACAGCACAUUUCCAGAACCUUUUGAUACCAAUAUUCCUCAAGGCAGCUCUCAUUCACUAGACUGUACUAAUUGUACUAACAUACCUAAAAAAUUCACAUUUCCUUUCUUUGUAUUUAGAGAGAAGGUCCAAACACGAGAUGUGUCAUGUCAAUAAAUCACCACGGUAACACCUCUUCAUUUGUUGUUACUUGGAUGCUCCAAGUGUAAAUUGGCUGAUGACUGUGUCCAAUUUGAUCGAUGA
Messenger RNA from Limulus polyphemus (Atlantic horseshoe crab), 935 nucleotides. RefSeq names its product neuropilin and tolloid-like protein 1. The annotation marks the transcript as partial. The transcript is spliced from 6 exons. NCBI's taxonomy places the organism in Eukaryota, Metazoa, Arthropoda, Merostomata, Xiphosura, Limulidae. The record is from RefSeq and is a predicted model, not a curated record.